AACGGCGCAUUGUUUUAUCUGUUGUGUGCUUCCGAAUGAAGUGCUCGUUAACCCCCGCCCCGGAAGAACCCACCUCCACAAUCUUUCUUCCAUGUCGAGAUGGGCCACUUAGUCUCUUGCCCCUACGAGAGAAAGCGGAUCUCUCAAGAUCAUCAACCAGACGCUUACACUUAUCAGCCCCUGCCCGAUGGGACCAUCCGAAUCUUGACGCUAUGGGGCGGAAAUCCCGACGACCCGCUUACGGGGGUGCUCGAGCUCGUUGCCGUCGACGAAGCCGGGGCUUACGAGCCUCUCUCGUACGUUUGGGGAGAUAACACGCUCACGCACGAGAUACGCCUGCCCGACGCAGAGCUCCGCAUCACGUCGAGCUUAUACCACGCCCUGCGGCGGCUCCGAUUGCAAACGGGGCUGCGGCGCGUGUGGGCCGACCAGAUCUGCAUCAACCAAAGCGAUAAGCUAGAGAGGUCGCAACAGGUGCAGUUUAUGAACCGGAUUUACCGCACCGGGAGCAGCAUACAGGUCUGGCUCGGCCUCGACGACCAGCAUCAGGCGGAAGAGGCUUUCGGCUUUGUGCGAAAGCUGGCCGGGCUCCUCGCCGAUAAGAAGCAUCCUAUUUUCAGGACUGCCAGCACCGACGAUCUGGCCGAACAAUCGGCCUGGAAACCCCUGAAAAACAUAACGAGUCUCCCAUGGUUCCAACGCGGCUGGGUCGUCCAGGAGAUCGGCACCAAGGCGCCUGCAACCCUGCUUUGGGGGAAAGCAGAAAUGGCCUGGGAAGAGCUGCACUACGUGUGCGAGGAGCUCGCAGAACACCAUCACCUGAGGCUCAAGUUCAAGGUGGGGACGUCGGAGAUCAAGUACCUUUACCGCCGUUUCGUCGAGCCCGAGAAAACUAGCCGGCACGACAACCGCUUCAGCUUUAUCUACGAGCUCCACCGUGCAAGGCACCUAAAGGUCAGCGACCAGCGAGACCGCGUGUUCGCCAUACUGGGCCACUACUCCCUCUGCGCGGGACGCAACAGCGAGCUGAAGGCGCUGGAGGCGGACUACUUGAGCUCGGUCGAGAAAGUUUACACCGAAGUUGCCGUGAGAGCCCUGACCGGGGACGGCGAGUCUCUCAUCACCCUUGGGGCCGUGCAGCAUACGAAACUCUCUUCCGCGGCUGAAACUCCGCAGGGGCAAGGGGGGCAUGCGCUGCCGUCGUGGGCGCCGGACUGGAGAACCCACCACGGACAUAUCAUGUCGGAGCCCACCAGCCCUCACCGCGCCUGCGGCCCGACGAAGCCCAGUCUGAACAUCCACGAUUCAAAGGUGCUCGAGAUUCGCGGGAUAGAGAUGGACCGGAUCGAGGCCUGCUCCGGCCUGCUGCAAAAGGGAGCGUUUCACGGCCGGAAAGCCGCCGAAGGGGACAGGGCGCGGGCCGCAGUCGAGGUCCUAUGGACGGACAUCUGCGGGAAGACAAACGGCUUUGAUGCCAGCGACGAGUAUGCCGGCGGGGGAAUGGGGACCAGCAGCUUUUUCGCCUAUACUCAGACGCUAAGCAAUGGCUGCAUGGCCAUUUAUUGGCAGGACCACGCCCUCGAGGAUUACGGCGCCGUCCCACAGGGGAAAUGGCUCGCGCACGCCGCCGCCUACCUCACCACCGUGGUGGACAGGGCGGCCAUCUCUCCCGAGCUCCGCUCGCUGGCCGAUCAGGGAGACGCACAAAAAUGGGGCCGUGCGGCGACCGGCGCGUCGAGCGAGCGAAAGUUUGCCCGGACGACCAAGGGGUACUAUGUGAUGGGGCCGGGGGUCAUGGAGAAGGGCGACGUUGUCUGCGUGCUCUUCGGCGGGAAAAUGCCGUUUUGUCUCCGCCCCCUUCUAGGCUCUCAGCACUACUUGCUGGUUGGAGAGUGCUAUAUCCACGGGCUUAUGAAUGGGGAGGCUGUGGACAUGCUUGAUAGGGGAAAAGCUCGCGAGGAGGUAUUCAGGGUUGUUUAACCGGACGCUGGUCUUAUGUUCUUAUGUGUUCUUCUUAUGUUCACCUCUAGACUGUAGUGCCAAAGAAAAAAAAGCUCCUGCUUACAGUUGUG
Molecule: messenger RNA, 2072 nt
Organism: Gaeumannomyces tritici R3-111a-1
Lineage: Eukaryota; Fungi; Ascomycota; Sordariomycetes; Magnaporthales; Magnaporthaceae
Exons: 2
Coding region: 100-1980 (626 amino acids)
Source: RefSeq, a predicted model, not a curated record